This is a messenger RNA of Hippocampus zosterae (dwarf seahorse), 907 nucleotides long. RefSeq names its product proteasome 20S subunit beta 4 (gene psmb4). Bases 35 to 814 code for a protein of 259 amino acids. The transcript has 8 exons. Gene Ontology annotation, cellular component: proteasome core complex. The record is from RefSeq and is a predicted model, not a curated record. NCBI's taxonomy places the organism in Eukaryota, Metazoa, Chordata, Actinopteri, Syngnathiformes, Syngnathidae.
GACUGACGUCACUUCCGCCAUCAAUUUCCCCAACAUGGCAGCGAGCGGCUUGAAACUCAAUUUCUGGGAGAAUGGACCGGCCCCGGGCGCCUUUUACUCGCUCCGGAGCGGCAGCAGUGUCGGCCAGAGUUCGGCCUGCGGCCCGGUUCGACACACGCUGACCCCCAUGGUAACCGGAACGUCGGUGCUGGCGGUCAAGUUCACGGGCGGCGUAGUGAUGGCCGCUGACAUGUUGGGCUCGUACGGCUCCCUGGCGAGGUUCCGAAACAUUUCCCGACUCAUGAAGGUGAACAACAGUACCAUCCUGGGCGCUUCGGGCGACUAUGCCGACUACCAGUACCUCAAGCAGGUCAUCGAGCAGAUGGUCAUCGACGAGGAGCUGCUCGGGGACGGCCACAGCUACAGCCCCAAGGCCAUGCACUCGUGGCUCACCAGGGUCAUGUACAACCGCCGCAGUAAGAUGAACCCCCUGUGGAACACCGUGGUCAUUGGCGGCUUCUACAACGGGCAGAGUUUCCUGGGUUACGUGGACAAGCUGGGCGUGGCCUAUGAGUCCCCCACAGUGGCCACCGGCUUUGGUGCUUACCUGGCUCAGCCCCUGAUGCGGGAGGCGUUGGAGAACAAGGUGGAGGUGAGCAAACAGGAAGCCUGCGAGCUGGUGGACCGCUGCCUCAAGGUUCUCUACUACAGAGACGCCCGCUCCUACAACAGGUACGAGAUUGCCAUAGUAACUGAGGAGGGCGUGGAGAUCAAGGGCCCGCUGUCUUGCGAAACCAACUGGGACAUCGCUCAUAUGGUCAGUGGCUUCGAAUGAACACUUGGGAGAGCCACUCUUCCAGUUUUUCUGCUCUCAUGCAAAUGUUUUCUUGUCAAUUUUGUAUCAUUCAAAUAAAUGUGUUCAAUCAAA